CAACGUUGAAACGGCGUCAUCCGGUUGGUCCGUUGAUGAUCCGGCGCGAAAACCGACGACCGAGGCUCGCGUCCUAGCGAGCUUUUAAUUCAUCGGUUUAGCGAGCGGAAGUAUUUAACCGAGUUGCUCUUGUUCGUUUGAUCGCUUUGAACCUUCGGGUUCCUUUUGUUGCUCCGAAAUGUCUCACGAGGGCCGGAAGCCGAGUAGUUUCUACUCCUCGACCAACUACCUGAGCCCGCUCGAGCGAAAGCGCCUGCGAGCCAUCGAAAACGAACCGCAGGCAACAGAAAUUAAGGCGAAUCAGACUUCAAACAAGCGCUCCGCGAAGAAGAGCUCUCCGAAACGUCGGGACAACGCCGGCAAGAAAACACAGCCGACCGGCAAGCGAAAGCGGAGCGCCUCGGAUUCAUCGAAGACCGCCAAGUCGAAGCCGUCCCUGCAACAACGUUCAGUCUCGACCCGCAAGGCUUCUUCGGCAGCUUCUGAGAAGAAGGCAGUUGUUAUACCACUGUCUGACAGUAAGCGGGCUAUCUCGGUGCCGGCAGCUACUUCAGAGAGUUCCGAGCCGCCCGCAAAGAAAGUCCGCAAGUUUUUCUCGUCGGGACUGCGCGCUCCAGCGAACGCGGCCGUCAGCAGCUCGAUGGCUGUUGCCACUUGCGUCUCGUGGAACAAAAAGUUCAAGCUGAAGUUCGAGCCGGCCGUCGCGCCGCUGAAAAAACCGUCUACCACGGCUUCGUUCAAGUCGGUCAAGAAGGAACUGGUGAUGACUGUGCCGUUCAGGCCACCCAAAGCGACAGCGGAAACUGUUACAUCCUUAAAGAGCGUCGACGUCGCUUUGCCUGAGCCGGAGUUAAUUGAAACACCGGAUAAACGUACAACAUACUGCAUUGGGCCACAGAAAAAUGUCGGAAAGAAAACGGCAAAAAGGGAACUGGCAAUGACGGUGCCUUUCAGACGGCCUCAGGCUGGGACUGUCGCAUCCACUUCAAGAGCUGACCUCACCGUGCAACAGGUACCUCACAAACUACCCAAGGAAACAAGAGGCGAGAGCGUUGAGAUGCGACAGAAGGAACGUGCCGGAAGUAUGACGGAUGUACCUCGCAAGCCGCCAGAGGAAACUAGAGCCAAAAGCGUGAUGGUGAUGCAAGACGCGGAGCAGGCCAAAAUUACAACUGAAAGUGGUCACGUGCGUGUGAGCCCCCUCGCAGCAAAGACCAUCUUGGAAGAAACGGGGCACGAGUUUUCCGGUGUGUGCGAGCCGUGUGGCAAAGUGGAUGACGACGACGUUGCGGUUGACGAGGAUCGCAUUUCCUUAAACAAAGAUGAUGCCUUGUCUUCCGCAACUGAGCAUGAAUGUUCUGUCGUAUCCUUAGAGGCCGAAGGGGAGCAAAGCAAUGCUGUUGUCACUACCCCGAUCCGAGGCAGUAGCACACGCAGUAGCACACGCAGUUUCAUGCUCCAAGACCGCCACGGCAGUGCAAACCGUUCCCUUCCCCUGCGAAGAUUGCGAACAAAUGUACAGGAUACUGCAGAUGGCAGGAAUUUCAGAGAGCGUUCCUUGCCCCCGAAGGCAUUGUGCACGAAUAUACCAGACCACGCAAGUGGCACGGAACUGUCCGAGCGACCAAGUACGCCGCCCCCAGAUAAAACUGGCAGCCCAAACAGACAGUCUCUCUAUCCGAUCUUCUCGACGCCAACCUCAAACCGCAAGAAAAUCGUGGAGCUGCAGAAAAUUCCCACCUCGCCCAUCGAGAUGCCGAGGAAACGGUUCAUUCUGGGAUCAUCAGACCCAGCGCAGCUCAUAAUCGACGCCGGACAGAAGAAGUUCGGACACACUACGUGUGGCACGUGCGGGAUGGUGUACACGAUCGGAGACGUCGAAGACGAGAAGCUGCACACCCAACACCAUCGGUCCUACCUGGCUGUUGUGAAGUUCCCGGGCUGGAAGAACCAGCGUGAGGUUGGCCUCUACCCGGACGGCAAGGUCAUCAUGGUGUCACCAAACGAUCCCAAGUGCAUGCUCAACAAGAUGGAUGAGAUACGGCAGAUGGUGGACAGGGAGCUGGGCAUACUGGUGGAUGAGUCGGCUCCCCGUGCUCCUCAGAUGUACUUCGUGUUUGUAUCGUACACGAAGAGCGUGCUCGGGUUCCUCUCCGCUCAGGAGAUCAAGCAGGGUUACAGAGUAAUCCCCAGCGAUGACGGAGACAUGAGGAACAGUUACUGCUCUGAGCGCGAGCCGAUGCCAGCCGUUUGCGGAGUUAGCCGGAUUUGGACAGCUCCGUUCUACAGGCGGAAGAAGGUGGCGUCGAGGUUGCUAGACCGACUCAGGAUGAACUUCUCCUUUGGCUGCCCGCUCGACUCGCGCAAGAUCGCCUUCUCGGAUCCCACCCUCAUGGGCCGGGAGCUGGCUGCGGCGUACACGCGGAACGACAGAUUCCUCGUGUUCUGCCCCUGACGUACCUCUCUCAGCUGCCCAACUCUCAAAGUUCAAAUUUUCGAAGCCACGCACAAAAGUUCUUGAAUCACAGGGCCACGAAGAAACAAACACAAUUUUCGUCUUACCAUGAAGCUGUUACCUCAAGUAUUUCCCUGGCUUAAAAGUGUUGCCUGAAAUAUAAAGUCAAUGUGCUGCGACUCGUGCACACAAGAUGCAAAUAUUAGCAACAGUUUAAGCUAAACCUAGGACACAAGGAAACUUUAGUGUCUUAGUGGCUUGCCUGUUUCGUCAGCAUUGAUGACAAUUGGCAUGGCACUGUGAUGCAAGGUAUAUCUUACGACGUUUCAUCUAGUCACUUGUUAAGGAAUCCAAUAACACCAUUACCUUGACAACCGUUGUGACGGAGCUGACGAGUUGACCAAAAACAGUAUAAUGGAUUACAAACCAGGCAUAUGCACUGAUCUGCUUUAUACACCAUCACAUUGACAAUGUAGUGACAGAGUUGAUGAGUCAACAGACAAAUGGUAAAGUGGGUCACAAGCAAGGCCAGCGCGUAUUGCGUCUAUGCGCAGGAUACUGUUCUUUGCGCAAUUACUUUAUUAGUUUUGUUAGCUUAUGGUGCUAAAGACAUUGCAUCUUACUGCAGUGUUUUGAAUGUUAUACUGUAUAUACUACCAAUGUUCAACAUAGGCUGUCACUGUGUAGCGGUGAUGUUGACUCGUUAACGGUAGCUUUACAAUUUCGAGCUAACGCUAUAAGCGUGACAGAGUUGACAAGUAUUCACAGAAACGCGUCACAACUGACACACUACCGUAAAAUGUGGUCCACUGUUAACAGGAAUGCCUGAACAGUAGUAAAGGUGAGACGAACAGAACAUUGCUUUCACGAAAAGAUAGAAGUUGAUAAAAUGAAACAGAUGUACAUUAAUGUGCAGAGCACUUUUACACAGUCCUUUACGUCAUAUCUCAGUGACAACGUGACAGCAUGCUGACGGCUCAUUCCUAUUUAACAGUAGACCACGCUGUCCAUUGCGUCAUCGGACAAAGUGCACCUAGCACUGCAAAGUUAUGUUGUCGUUAUUGCCUUGGCGAGAAAGGUGUCCACAAAGGCAGCUUUUCCACUGCAAACAAUAUUUGUAAUGUUUGUAAUGAUCACAGCAGAUGAUCCUGCAAAAUAGUUUGUUGCCGUGACGUUGACACUCUGAACACUUUUGUACAGUAAUCGCUUUGUGUUGUUCUGUCUUCAUGUACCGACUGACUGCAGAGGCCUGCUGAACAUUUUUUUUUUUUGCUUUUUGCUCUGAACAAAUAAAAAUACUGUAUUUAUAAAGCA
Rhipicephalus sanguineus (brown dog tick) is the source of this 3769-nucleotide messenger RNA. RefSeq lists its product as uncharacterized. NCBI's taxonomy places the organism in Eukaryota, Metazoa, Arthropoda, Arachnida, Ixodida, Ixodidae. Gene Ontology annotation, molecular function: protein-lysine-acetyltransferase activity. The coding region runs from base 179 to 2455 and encodes 758 amino acids. The record is from RefSeq and is a predicted model, not a curated record. Gene Ontology annotation, biological process: mitotic sister chromatid cohesion. The transcript is spliced from 6 exons. Gene Ontology annotation, cellular component: nucleus; chromatin.